This is a messenger RNA of Lathyrus oleraceus (garden pea), 1139 nucleotides long. RefSeq lists its product as uncharacterized. NCBI's taxonomy places the organism in Eukaryota, Viridiplantae, Streptophyta, Magnoliopsida, Fabales, Fabaceae. The record is from RefSeq and is a predicted model, not a curated record. Bases 195 to 1124 code for a protein of 309 amino acids. Gene Ontology annotation, biological process: lipid metabolic process. The transcript has 4 exons.
GUUUUCAUCGAAGUCUAAAGUUAAGAAGGUAGAUGACAAUAACGGGAUUAGCAAAUACAGUUCUGAUGAGGAAGAUUCAUCAGAUAGUAAAUGGAAGUUAGAGCUGGCUUGGCUCACUAAGGCAGUUGAACCAGCUCUGCAAUUUUGUAGGAGAUGGAAUUGGAAACAAGCCUCCGCCAAAUAAUCGAUCCCUUAUGGAAAUAGUUUCCUUCAUCAAACGAAGCAAGAUUGGAAUCCAGGAUUGGAGUUUGAGUGACCUUACAAUUGGCUUGUAUCUGAUCUAUCUUCGUCAAGCUUCCACACAUCCAUUUGAAGAUAUCAAAGGCAUCCAGAUAUCGUCAGAAUCAAUAGUUCAAGAUCUCAUUUAUCAUAUUGAGUUGGCUAAAGGUGCUUAUAAGGAUAAUCCUGCGGUUCUUGCAAGGAACAGCAUGCUCCGAGAAAGUAAUAUCAUAAAAUUUGUUAAUAACUCCAGUGUAAUGAGGCCUGCAUAUUACAUAGGAGUUGACACCCGUAAAAAGCUUGUAAUUUUGGGCAUUCGUGGCACACAUGCUUUAUAUGAUCUUAUAACUGAUAUUGUUUCUUCAAGUGAUGGUGAAGUAACCUUUGAAGGCUAUUCAACCCACUUCGGCACUGCUGAAUGUGCUCGUUGGUUUCUUCACCAUGAGAUUGGAAACAUAAGAAAAUAUUUAGCAAAACAUGAGGGAUAUAGGUUAAGACUUGUGGGACAUUCUCUGGGAGGUGCAAUAGCUUCUUUACUGGCAAUAAUGAUCCAUAGAAAAUCAGCAAAGGAACUGGGAUUUAGCCCUGACAUUGUAUCUGCUGUUGCAUAUGGAACCCCACCUUGUGUUUCCAAAGAACUUACCGAAAGUUGCGCUGGAUAUGUGACAACAGUUGUGAUGCAGGUGAGUGAUUGCAUUUCACAAUGCUCGAAUGACUUGAUCAAGAAAAAAGGAAUGUCCUCUGAUGUGUCUGAUUCUUUUUCCCUAACUUUGUAUUUAUCUAUUAUCUAUUAUGCAACAUUUUCUUAUAUUUUAAAAAAGUUCAUUAACUUUCAUUUGAAGUUAUUUGGUGAAGUACCAAAUAGUUUUAAAAUUUGUAGUGUCCUCAACAACGUAAUCAAAUAGAUUGCGGGUAUUUCA